CCAUCGCCCAUCCGCGCGUGCACUCAGCUACACGGCUCGUCAUAAACCUACGUGUGUGCUCAUAUGCUUCUACGUGCUUGUAGCUUGUACUUCCGUGUUUAUUUCAGCUUUCGGGGUUGAAACCGCAAAGAAACGAGGAAACCUUAAGACUCGUCAUAUGACUGCAAAGUUGUGUUGUAUAACUCAGCAAUCCACCCCGUCCAGCAGCAGUAUUGCCCAUUGGGGGUUAGCGCGAUGAGCUGUCAAUGGGCGCAGCUGGGGCUCCUGCGCAACCAAAACAUAAUCUUGCUGGGGCAUUCUAGAAGCGCCACAUAAUACGUUUGGCUCUGAAUCCGGCGGGGUUUCCCUUAGAGGGGGGAGAACGAGACUCACGGGAAUGGCGCGACUCUUCCCGCAAGCAGCUCACAGCGGGUCCAGGAGCCUAGUACUCAACUGCUCCGCGCCGGGGACGGGUCACGCGAGCAGGAGGCCGGCCGGCUCGUUGUGGCUGGCGGCCCUCGGCCCAGCCACGCAGUCGCCCAACCCCGACGCCUCCGCGCGCUCUGAUGAGCAGCAGCUGGAUGUGCCUCUGAGCCAGCAGCUGUCGCGGCGCCGCAGAGCCAAGGCAGCACCCGCACCGCCUGCAGACUCAGACGCUGCGGAGGGAGGUCCACUGCCCGCCCCCAUCCCCAGCACGCCCCGGCGUGGCAGGCCUCCCAAAGCCGCUUCUGCGCUCACAGACAACAGCUCCAGCACCAGUCAAAUCACCACAUCGACCUCAUCAUCUUUGCCUUUUCCUGAUGAACGCGCCACCAGCAGCAGUGGUAGCAGCAGCAGUGAUAGCAGCACCACCGGGGCCUCAUGGCAGCUAGGGCGGAGCCGGGAUGUCGCCGCUGACACUGCUGCGAGCGACGGAGCGGCGCCUGCACCUGGCCCGCCGCAGCACCCAGCCGUGACCUUCCGCAACGCGGCGGAGCUGCGACAGCUGCUGCAGGCACGCGCAGCGGCAGCAGCUGGUGAUGGUGGUGCGCCGUGGACAGAGGAGGGGCAGGAGGCAUCGGGCGCGACACAGGCAGCACAACCCAACAUGGACGCGGGCGAGGGAGCCGGGCCCCCGCCUGGCGCGGCGGGCACCAGCCACCGGCCGGCGGCCCCGGGGCCCACGGCACUGCCUCCACGCCGCUUCUUUGCGGCCGUGCCACCAGGGCGCAGCCGUGACUCCGGGACCAGCCAGUUCGCUGACGCUAGCGGGUCAUCCAGAGGCAGUAGCAGCAGCAGCAGCAGCAGCAGCAGCUGGGGCGGCCGGGCCGGCAGUAGCAUGCCGCCGCCGACGGCGCCAGCCCGCAGCAGCCGCGUGACGCACCUGCCGUGGAAGGGCGCGGCGUCCAGGGGCUCUGGGGAUGCCGACAGCACGGACGGAGCCGCGGGCGCCGCUGCCGAGGACGGCUCAUGGGAUCACGACAAGGACUAUAACAAGGCCAAGACCUACGCGCUGCGGCUGCUGCAGCGCACGCCGCUGGCCGCCGGCGAUCUGGGUCGGCGGCUGCAGGAGCGCGGCCACGGGCGGCAGGCGGUGGCGGCGCUGCUGACGUGGCUGGCGGACAACGGCGCGCUGAACGACGCGCUGUUCGCGCGGCUGUACGCGCGGUCCAAGUGGGUGGGCAACCUCACGGCGCCGGCCAAGAUCAAAAAGGACCUGGCGGCGCAGGGUGUGGCGGCGUCUCACGUGGCGGCGGCGCUGACGUUCGUGUUCGGGCCCUCGCACCGGGUGCGGCUGAGCGGGCACAGCCUGUCCGCGGAGGAGCAAGAGGUCCAGGACAUGUUCCUGGAGGCGGCGCGGAAGCAGGUGGAGCGGCGGGGCGGCGGUGGCGGCGGUGCAGGCGCCGGGGCCAGUGGCGGCGAUGCCGACGACGACGAUGAUGAGGGCCUGGCUGGCGGCGGCAGCGACAGCGAGCGGGAGGCGGCGGCGGCCUUCAAGGAGCGAGACCGCAGGCGUCGGCGGCUGGGCAUGUGGCUGCAGUACCGCGGCCACGACAUGGACCUAAUCAUCAAGACCUUCGGCGUGCUGCGCAUAUGAUAUGUGACGUGCGAUGGAGCCGGGCGCGCGCGCACACAGACUGCAUUUACUCUCGGGCGGACGAGCGCUUCGAUCCGCUCCCCGUGGCAAUGAAUGCACGGCACUGCGAGUUCCUUCCCUUGUGCUCUCUGACACGGUAGGGACGCAGCCCGGCCCGGGGUGCUCCCUGGCCCGGCCUAGCUCGUAGACACGAGGAGACGGGGUCCCGGUUGGCAGGGACUUGUACAGGCACGCUGUGUGUACGGGUAGUAAGCCGACACGGCAGGGCUUUCUGACCUGUUGAUGCGUAGCAGAGGAGUUAAGCUAAUGCAUGUCUGGUCGGACUGUGCAUAUGCCUGGAGCGCUGGCGAGGUUGAAGCAUGAAGACUGAGCUGGGUGAGCUGAAUGCGUGGGCAUGAGUGCACGGGCUGAAUGUGGAGGCCGUCGGCUGCUACGAGCAAGCCGGUGCCCAGCCAUUCGGCCGUCCGCCGUCCGCCGAGAGAUCUUACGGAGGGACUGAAACGAUCAGGCUCUGUUACAGGCGCCGUGUCGCGGGUGUGCUAGUUGCCCAUUGAUUUGGCUGUGAGCACGUGAGCACGUGAGUGCCCAUGUGGCCGCCAGGCAGGGACCAUGUGCAUAUGACGUGUGCCACGGCACCUC
Molecule: messenger RNA, 2695 nt
Organism: Chlamydomonas reinhardtii
Lineage: Eukaryota; Viridiplantae; Chlorophyta; Chlorophyceae; Chlamydomonadales; Chlamydomonadaceae
Exons: 6
Coding region: 377-2056 (559 amino acids)
Biological process (GO): regulation of DNA repair
Source: RefSeq, a predicted model, not a curated record